AUGGAACUAGGUAAUGGUUUCAUGAAAACAGGCAACUUGCCGGGUAAUUACUUCCAGAAUGUGUCGGAAAAAGUGUUUGUGGGGAAUACAGUGCCGUAUAACAUGGGAGGAACAGCUGCACGCGGAGCCGGUUGCCGGGCAGUCACGGGCCAGACGUACGUUAGAACAGGACUCCGUACUCAAAUGCCUCCCGAGUGUGAGGAAAUAGACGAUCAUGGCGUGCCGGAGAAGAUUUCCUGCAUCGACAACAGGAUCAAAGAACAUCUGCAGUUCUCAGUAACUUCAGUAACACAAUGCGGUCGUCGAGCAAUGGUAAAUAAAUUCUGGUGCCAGGAAGCAGCAAGGAAGUGGUUUUAUAGAAAGGAUCAACCACCUCACCCGCGAGUAUUAUCCGAGCCAAAAUGUCAGAAACAUGUAGCUACAUGGUACCUACUCUAUCGUUGGUUAAUUUUUUUGGCCUGGGCUUGUAUUUUAGUGUGUUCAAUUUUCGAAAUCGGUAGUGAAAAACCAAUGUCAGUAUAUGGUACAUGGCCAAUUUAUUUGACCAACUGGGAUUUAGUAUUAGGCGUUGGUCAAGCCUUGCUUGGCUGUUUUCUUGUAUUGAGAAGAUGGAAAUUGCAAAAAAUAUCGGACUUCGAUCCUUCUGCGUUAAUGCUAGGAUCAAUAGACAAAAUUUACUGGUAUCUUUAUGUUGUAACUACUAGUACUGCAUUUGCUGUUACUAUUACCUAUUGGUGCAGCAUAUUCGAUCCCAGGAUCCACCAUUUGGAUCCUCUGAACAUCAUGUUACACAUUUGUAACAGCAUUUUGAUGAUAAUAGAUUUUUGUGUAACGAGCAUUCCAUUUCGACUAAGGAACAUCUGGUGGUGUUUAAUCAUAGUGUUUGUAUAUACGGUGUUUUCACUAAUAUAUUAUUUAGUUGGAGGUUUGGACAAGAAUGGUUACCAUUACAUAUAUAAAGUUCUCGAUUGGAAAAAGCCUGUUCAUGCUUCGUUAGUGUGCCUAGGCGAAGCUAUUUUGAUGUCCAUGUUACAUUCCACGUUUUGUUUUCUAGAGAAAAUAAAGAGUUGGUUGUAUUUCAAGGUUGACAAGAAAUUAGGAAAACCGUAUGCGGAAACACAGACUUCUAAUAUGGAAAAACAUGCCGAUAUUGUUUGAAAAUUGACGAUAAUAGGCAAUUUUUUACACAGUCCUAAAAUGAAAUAUUACUCGCAUUUUUCAUUAAUAUUUGUACCGUUCAAAAUAAUUUGAAGUAUAAAUAUAUAUUUAUAAUAUUAAUAUAUAUAUAUGUAUAUGCAUGUGUGUUUGUACACAUAUUCAUAUCUAUAUAUUUUUAGGUAAAUUAAUUUUUUUAUUGUUAAUCGUUUAUUGCAAAUAGUGCCUAAAUGAAGGAAGGGAAAGUUCCUUUUGUUUAGUAAAGUUUUCAUUUAAUGAAAAUUAUAUCAUAUCAACGAUAAAUUACAGUAUUUAAACGAAAUUAAAGUAUUCACGUAAAAAUGUACAUGUGUGUAUAUGCACGAUUAUUAUAUUCAUAAAGUAGUAUUUAAAAAAUUUUUUUUAACAAAUACAUACGUUAUAGAGAUUAAAUCGCUGUAAAAAGAUUUGGAAAUAUAAUAUAAAUUAAAUUCAGGAAAUAUACUACGUCAAAUAAACAAAUGUACAGUUAAUAAGUUUCUUAGUUAAAGCAUUACAUUUUAGCUAAUUAUGAAAAUACGUUAUGAAUAAAAAUUCAUGCAAAUACACGCAUUUGUAGGUACGAGAGAGUAUCUAAUUCAAUGUUGUUUGUAUUGUCCAAUUAUCUUUUAAUUAUUGUAUUAUAUACCAAUUUUAUAAAAACAUUCCAGAUUUUUUUUGUUUUCAUUGAUAUUUUGGCAUAUCUUGUUUUAUUAAAUGUUCAACUAUAGAAUUAUUAUACAAUUAGUAAAAAUCCUCAAUGUAUGAAGUUUACAACGUGUAAAUUACUUAUACCUUACAAAAUGUGUAUUCAAUUUCUUAAUUCUAGCAAACAAAUUUUAUUAUACAUUGGCUAUUAUAUACACAAGGUUCUAGGAAUUUUAUAUACAAUAGAAGAACAGUGAAUAAACUUUUUGGAAAAAUAGCAAUAAUUUAUUAAUAAAAUAACGAUUUGAAGCAAUUAUGGACUGUAGUAUAAAUGAAUGUAAGGCCAAAACAAGCCUUUUGAUCACAGACCAUAUUAAAACUUAGCCUAUAUUAGAAAAUAACAAUGAUCAGUUUUUUUUUACCCAUUUCCAAAGCACAGUCACAUAUUAUUACUCAAGUCCCCGUAGAUUUAUUGUGUUCUCUGAUGAUACUGAAUCGAGUAACAGUACCUGAUAUUCUGUUCCCACUACAUCGUCUUGAUAAUACAUUGAAGGCAAUUCCUCAGUGAGCAACAAACCCUCUUCUAAUUCACUUGUACCUAAUACAACAUCGGAUGCUCCGACGACCGAAUCUAAUACAGCACCAUUCGCCUUUAAUUUCCACACGUCGGAAAACGUCAAAUCAGUUCGUGCGGAGCCCUGAUCUUUUCUUACAUGUUGAUUGGAUGAUUGCUUGUGCGUAGCAGUGUUUGACGAAGAUUCCGAUGUUUUUAUUAAAUUGUUAAGAGGUGGCGGUUCCGGUUCAGGAAGAGAGCGAUCUGUUUCCGAGGGUGUACUGACAAUAACCGCAUCGCACGGUGCUACCAUUAUCAUUUGCUCUGAAGGCUCCGAUACCGAGGGAGUAGUAUACAAAAUGUAAUCCAUGCUACAAACGGAAUCUUCAGGCAUUUUAUUAGCUGCUUUGUUACACUCUUCAACAGGAGUGCCAUGUACUUUUAACAUGUGUGCUCUUAGCGUGGCCUUUGUGGUAUAUGAACGCGUACAGGUUUCAACUGGACAAUGAUACAAGGUCUUCGAUGGAUCUCGUAGAGGCACUAUAUCGUUUUUAGUUUGAUUUUCAUCGUUAUUUUCAAUUAUCGUAUCAUCGCGAUCAGAUUUUUUCGUUACCGUAGGCGCAUUUAGACAAGAUACGUUUACAUUCAGAUUUAUUGACUUUCUUUUUGAUUUUAUUAUCGAUGGUAUCUUUUUGGAUCGAGUAUUGAUGUUGUCGUGCGAAUUUAUCUCUACCUCUUCCUUAACUUGAUGCUUCUUUAUAUGAACGUACAAACUACUUUUUGCAGAAAAUUUUGCAUUACAUAUAAAACAUUGAAAGUACCUCCCCUCUUUGUGAGUCAAUCUAUGUUCCUUGAGAUGUUCUGACCUCAUAAAUGCUUUUCCACAGGAUGGAAUAUCGCACACAAAUUUUCGUUCAUUGGUGUGUUUCUUUUGGUGUCUCUUUAAUUUGCUAGAGGAAGAGAAAGCCCACUGGCAACCUUGAAAAGUACAAGGAUAGGGCUUACAGCCUGUAUGCGAACGUAUAUGCGCUUUCAACCUACAAGGCUUAUCAAAUACUUUACCACAACCUGGCCAUGAACAUUUUACAUCUAUUUCCUUAUAGCUAUGGCAUCUUUGAUGCGACGUUAAAGCGUUACUACUGUAGUACCUUUUGCCACAUCCCUCGUGUUUGCAAACGUACGGAGCAUGGCUUUGAUCAUGAGUCUUCAUAUGCAGUUCCAGUGCUCUCUUCGUCUGGAACUUUUCUUGACAGUCUGGCACUUGGCAUACUAUUCUAUUUGGGCGGGUAUGCAAUUUCGCGUGACUCCACAAAUUAUAAAUCGUAGUGAAUCGGCGAUUACAACCUUCUACCUCGCAAACAUAGUCUUUGCGUUUUAAAUGUGUUUCUUUGUGUCUUUUAAGUUUGAAUUCUGAAUAAAAUGCCCAGGCACAUCCUUCAAAGUCGCACUAAAAGGGUCUCACACCAUAGUGUGCUAGUAAAUGGCCUUUCAGAGCAUAAAGUUUGCUAAAUUGUCUAUUGCAAUCGUCGCGGGGGCAAAGCCAUAUUUUCCCAUGCUCAUUAACAGAUAUUGGUUGCAAGUUAUCAUCUGUGAUACCUAAUUCUUCCAAGGCAUUGGAUAUUAUCAUCUCGUGUUGAUUACUGGGAUUUUCUGCACUAUGUUCCACCGUUCCAUUCCACACAGUCGAAGUUUCAAUUUUUGGUAAUUUUGGAAAAUUUCCUGUAGCUUCUAUAAGCUCGGAAGUUUUCCCUUGAUAGAUCUGUUCCUCUGUGCCGGUAUUUAUAACAAUUUGUGUCAUAUUUGAAAUUUUAUCCGUCGAUAUGGCUACCACAGCCAUUACACCGUCCUCAGUAUCUACAAUAUCGUCCCCAGAUAUCCUAAUCUCAUUGUUGAAUUUCUUUUCCAUUGUUUCCGGCAUUUUCUUACGUUUCUUAAUAAUACGUGGUUCUAGCUUUACCUUAGCCUUUGUUUUCAAUUGUUCAACUACUGUACUAUCAGAAUCAUCUUCAUCCAACUUUGUAUCUUGCAGCUCAUCCACUGUGUUCUCAGAAUUAAGAUCUUGCGCAUAGAGAUUCGUAGCAUUAGCACACAAGCCACUGUCCUUCUGCAGAUCAAUUUCUUUAAUCGUGUUGUCCACACAACGUAAAUCAUCCACCACAACUUGGGUAGACUUGUUUUGCAAUUCCUGGUUAUCUGGUGUUAUGGCUUUCUUCAUCAGGGAGGUUUGCACAAUCUCUGUACACAUCUCUUCGACAUCCCUGUUAGGAACGCUCAAAGCAGGUUGAGCACUGGUCGAGGGUAAAAUCUCACCAGCGACCAUCAUGUCAUCCGGGGACAACGCCAGCGGAUCCAAAUGAUCCAGCUGAAAUUCUGGCAAUAUAAAGCUAUCCUUCUCGUCGAGCAGCUUCUCACUCUGAAGUUCUUGCAGCAAAGGAUCAUAACCUAAAUUGAGCUUCUUGUCAGACAGGUCAAUGUCGAUCGACAAGCCGUCAGGGUCCUUUUCCAGAAAAGCGUGCUGGAGCUCCUCGCCCAGGUACCGGUCGACGCCCUCCUCGACCCCGGACUUGAUCGCGUCGAGAUCCAUGCUCGACACCGAUUCCGACCGUGUUUUCAACCAUUUCUCGAUGUCGGCUACUGUCUCGACAUCGGCGGCUUUACCGAUCUCAACGUCGACGUUCGACUCGCUUGCGAGACCACCGUUCGUCGCUUGGUUAUCCUCGAUCCACACCUUGUCCCGAUACCGUACAGCCUCGUCGUCCCUAGCCUCUUCCUCCUGUUUUUCUUUUUUAUUCGUUUCCUCUCUUUUGUCCUCAUCCGGCGAACCAGGCAGCAAACUCAAUUGAUUGUAACCUAUCGGACUGCUCGCGAUCCCGGCCUCUCCCUGCGGCCAACUACGGACCGAGCACAAACCUCGCCGAUUACGAAAGAUUCGCGGGAUUUGUUUUGACUUGCAAGCGGAGGGAAUUCCUUUACGAGACAUUUGACUGCCCCGUAGCCAGCUGUAUAGGGGUCCACAUACAGCAACAACGCCGCCAUCGAAA
Molecule: messenger RNA, 5415 nt
Organism: Heterotrigona itama
Lineage: Eukaryota; Metazoa; Arthropoda; Insecta; Hymenoptera; Apidae
Source: the annotation of a GenBank genome assembly